AUGGAGGAGGAGCGCGACCCACUCGCGUCCGGCGGCGGGAUGGAGGCCGACGAGCCCGCGGCCCCCGGGGAGCCGCCGUCGCCGCCCCCGCCGCCGUCGCCGCCGUCCCCCGCGGCCCCCGAGCCCCCCGGGACCCCCGGGAGCCCCGAGCCCGAGCGGCCGUCGGAGGCCUACGCCCGGCAGGUGCUGCUGGAGGAGUGGCGGCCGCCGGGCGGGAGCCUGGAGCUGCCCCCGCGCCUCACCUGGCAGCUGCUCUUCCUGCGGCGGCCGCUCUACCGCAACCUGCUGCGCUCGCCCAACCCCGAAGGCAUCAACAUUUAUGAGCCAGCACCCCCUACUGGUCCCACCCAGCAGCCCCUGGAGACUCUGGGCAACUUCCGCGGGUGGUACAUUGGGACUGAGAAGCUCCAGCAGAACCUCAGCUGGACCGUGAAGCAGCAGUGUGUGGACCUUCUGGCCGAGGGCCUGUGGGAGGAGCUCCUUGAUGACGAACAGCCAGACAUCACAGUCAUGGACUGGUACGAGGACAGCCGGCUGGACACGUGUGUCUAUGAGCUGCACGUCUGGCUGCUGGCAGCAGACCGCCGCACAGUCAUCGCGCAGCACCACGUGGCCCCCCGGACCUCUGGGAGAGGCCCCCCCGGCCGCUGGCUCCAGGUGUCCCACGUCUUCCGCCAGUAUGGCCCCGGGGUGCGCUUCGUCCACUUCCUGCACAAGACCAAGAACCGGAGGGAGCCCGGUGGGCUGCGGCGGACAAGGGUGACCGACUCCUCCGUGUCUGUGCAGUUCAGGGAGUGACCGGCUAACUCCCCGCCUGUUCUGUCCCCUUGUCUCACUUAUCCGCUGCCUUGACACUUUCCUGAUCCCUUAGCACCUCCCUGAUCCCUUAGCACCUCCCUGCCCCUUUGCACCUCCCCGACCCCUUAGUAUCUCCUUGUUCCCUCAUCCCUUCUGACCUCUCAGCAUCUCUUUCACCUCCCUGACCCUUAGAAGUCCCUAGCCCUUAGCACGUCCUUGACCCUUGAGCUCUGUCCUGUUGUCAUAGCGCUUGCUUCCCCCCUCCCCCCACCAUGCACCACACCGCCUGUUCCCUGAACACCUCCGUGACUUCCCAGCUCCUCUUUGGUCGCUGACCACCUCCUGGGCCCCUGACUCCUGCCUGGCCCUUGACUUCCCACUUGGCAUCUUCACGGACCCUGGAAUGUCUUGGACUCUGGCAUUUCUUCUGCACUGUCUGAGCUCCAUGCGGGCUGAGGGCAGCGGAGUUAGUGCUCAACAGAGAGUGGGUGCUCCAGAAGUCUUUGUUGAUGGAUGAAUAAAUUCACGUCCACAAGGA
Molecule: messenger RNA, 1336 nt
Organism: Canis lupus familiaris (dog)
Lineage: Eukaryota; Metazoa; Chordata; Mammalia; Carnivora; Canidae
Gene: NCCRP1
Product: NCCRP1, F-box associated domain containing
Exons: 6
Coding region: 1-798 (265 amino acids)
Biological process (GO): glycoprotein catabolic process; SCF-dependent proteasomal ubiquitin-dependent protein catabolic process
Cellular component (GO): cytoplasm; SCF ubiquitin ligase complex
Molecular function (GO): ubiquitin protein ligase activity
Source: RefSeq, a predicted model, not a curated record